UGAUCCCUGUGAAGCAUUGCUCAGGAGGGCAGGAUUACCUUGGAGCAGGUAAUCCUGGAUGCUGGCCGCACACCAGUGCUAGGAGUGGGUGCUUUCCAGAAGUGCUGUGAGCCCCGCUCCUCCUGGGUGGUGUGGCCCACUUGCCCCUGACAUCAGGAAGAGCUCAGGUGCCGGCUGCCCCCCACACGACUCAGGGACAGGGCAGCAUGAGCGGGGCAAGACACAUGGGCAAGAUCCAGAAACGCCUGGAAGAUGUCAAGAGCCAGUGGGUCCGGCCAGCCAGGGCUGACUUCAGUGACAAUGAGAGUGCCCGGCUGGCCACAGAUGCCCUCUUGGAUGGGGGUCCCGAGGCCUACCGGCGGGUGCUCAGCCAGGAAGGCGAGGUGGACUUCUUGUCUUCGGUGGAGGCCCAGUACAUCCAGGCCCAGGCCAAGGAGCCCCCCUCUGCCCCGGAGCUCCCAGGAAGGGCCACGGCAGGUUCCAAGGGACUCGAUUCCUGCUCCAUGGCCUCAAGUACCUACUUCCCUGUGGCCUCAGAGGGCAGCGAGCCGACCUUGGUGCACACCUGGGCCUCAGCCGAGAAGCCCUACCUGAAGGAAAAGUCCAGCGUCACCGUGUACUUCCAGACGGACAAGCGCAACAACAUCAGGGACCUCAUCCGCCGCUGCAUCACCCGGACCAGCCAGGUCCUGGCCAUCCUGAUGGAUGUGUUCACAGACGUGGAGAUCUUCUGUGACAUCCUAGAGGCGGCCAACAAGCGCGGGGUGUUCGUCUGUGUGCUCCUGGACCAGGGAGGCGUGAAGCUCUUCCGGGAGAUGUGUGACAAAGCCCAGAUCUCUGACAGUCACCUCAAGAGCGUUUCCGUCCGGAGCGUGGAAGGAGAGGUGUACUGCGCCAAGUCAGGCAGGAAGUUCGCCGGCCAAAUCCAGGACAAGUUCAUCAUCUCGGACUGGAGAUACGUCCUGUGCGGAUCGUACAGCUUCACCUGGCUCUGUGGGCACGUGCACAGGAACAUCCUCUCCAAGUUCACGGGCCAGGCGGUGGAGCUGUUUGACGAGGAGUUCUGCCACCUCUACGCCUCCUCCAAGCCCGUGAUGGGCCUCAAGUCGCCCAGGCCGGCCGCACCCCUCCAGCCCAGAGCAGCCCCUGACCCCCGAUCCGGCCGCCUCAGUGGCAGUAGCUGCUCCACCAGCGACGGCACGUCCUCCAACCCCUUCAGCAGCCUGUCGACAGGCAGCAACCCCCAGAACCGGAGUCUGUCCACAUCCUCGGGGCCCGGCAGCCCCCUGGCCCCAAACCCACCUCUGGCCCCCAGGUUCCAGCCCUAUCAUGGCCCUUGGAGGGCCCUGACCUCACAGGCCCACUUCUCCCCGAGGCCCCAUGAUGGCCUGUUUGCUCUCUACAGCAACCUCAACGGCUACAGGCCUAUGCGGCUGCAGGUCGAGCAGCUUGGCCUGGUGCCCAGGGUGGCCCACACCUGGAGGCCCUUUCUACAGGCCUCCCCGAAUUUCUGAAGGGUCCCUUCCUCCAGCUGACCUCCCCAGGGCCAAAGCUGGGCAUUCUUGGAGUUUCUGGCUCAAGGAGCCUACUUUAACCAGUGGCCCUUUGAACUAAAGGCACUUGGACAAAACCGUUGCCUGUGUUUGAAUGUUCCCAGGCCUCAGACCGUUCGCUUGCUGACCCCCACACUUCCCUGGGUUCCCCUCUCUAGUAUGGCCUAUGCAGCACAUUCCAGAAGUUUCCAGGGAGGUGGCGGGCAGGGAGCUAGAAGACAAAAUCAUGAAAAUAGAGCCCCUUUCUCCAAAGAGCAGCCAGUGCUUUCAUAUUAACAUUUUCCAAAUCUCUGUAAUGUGAGAAGGGGCUGAUGCAGCCCAAGUUUUACAUAUGGAUAAACUGAGGCACUGAGAGGCAGGGGGUGGGUGUGACCAAGGUACUCCUGUGUCCCAGUGCCCAGGGGUGGUCUGCUCCCCAGAGAUUCUGGAGAGACAGAUUCAGGAGUAAGUAUGGGGACAUUCUAGAUGUUUCUGGGAGGGGAGGGAAACUCCUCCUCCCUGGAAGAGCAUAAUACUAGAGUAUCCCUGGCCUGAUGAAUUAGGGAUGAGGCCCCAGAACCUGCCACUGUAAGUUAUGUGUGGCUGGUUGAAAGGGUGGCCACCAAGGGUGGAGCAAACCAAGGCAUCUAGGGGAUGGAGAUGGACAAGGCAGUUUGGCAGCUCAGGUUUUUGCUCUGAAGAGCCUUGGGCUGGCCUGGAGGUCCCUGGAGUCUGGGCUGGAACCCAGGGGUUUGAGUUGUCAGAUCUGGGAACGGCCCUGCAGCAGUGCUUCAGGAAGCCUCGAGCGACCAAUGAGGAUCCCGCAUUGACCUUGCAGCUCCCAGGCAUAGUCAGCUACCUCCAGAUCCAGGCCCCUCACCAGUCUCAUCAUUCUUUCCUUCUCAGGGUCACAGCACGUCCUGCUUGUUGCUGGGGUGGUAAUAGAUGCUAAGGCCACAGCGUUGCUGGUGUAGAAAGAACACAGGAUGCUGAGGGAGCACAAAGGAGGGCCAGCCAGCCAGCUUGGGAGGCCAGGGGACACUUCCCAGAGAAGCGACAGGUAACCCAAGACCUAAGGAACGAGGCUGUAUGGCUGGGGCGAGGGAUGUGACUCGGGCUGUUUCAGUCCAAGAGAAGCAGGGGCAAAAGCCCCACACAUGUCUUUCGGUUUCCAUGUCCUCCCCCGCCACCAAGUCGUCUCAGCAAAUGUCUUCCUGUUGCCCUUCUCCGGCUCAGAAGCUUUGCCUUUGCUGCGGAGGCUGGAGGGACAAUCCUUCCUCCUGGUGGCCUCUGAAUCCUGAUGUACAUGGCAUCCCGAGUCGUGCUCUGCAGAGGGCAUCUCCCUGCAGCCCAGCCCUGUUUGUAUUUGUCCAACACUCCUGGCAGAGGCAGAGGCAUCUUCGCUUUUGUUUUAAACUGUGUUUCUGUCCUCACUUCACCUUUUUAUUCCUUAGUUCCUGAAAAUCCAACAAUAACACCAAAAGCCCUUUGGCUGCUGAAGGUUGUUUUUUUUAAAAAAAAAUAAAUCCAUUUAUUUAUUUAUUUUUGGCUGCCUUG
Messenger RNA from Delphinapterus leucas (beluga whale), 3089 nucleotides. RefSeq names its product scaffolding CK1 anchoring protein A (gene SACK1A). The record is from RefSeq and is a predicted model, not a curated record. Gene Ontology annotation, molecular function: protein kinase binding. NCBI's taxonomy places the organism in Eukaryota, Metazoa, Chordata, Mammalia, Artiodactyla, Monodontidae. Gene Ontology annotation, biological process: epidermal growth factor receptor signaling pathway.